Molecule: messenger RNA, 1223 nt
Organism: Malaclemys terrapin pileata
Lineage: Eukaryota; Metazoa; Chordata; Testudines; Emydidae
Product: killer cell lectin-like receptor subfamily B member 1B allele B
Exons: 6
Coding region: 39-755 (238 amino acids)
Source: RefSeq, a predicted model, not a curated record
AGCUGUUCUGAGGAAAGGUGGUCUCCAGUGGUUAGCGCAUGAGCCUGGAACGGGGACAACCAGUGUUCAAGUCCUUUCUCUGCUAUGGGAAUCUCCAAGAAUCCCCUCAGUGCCCGCGCUGGCAUGGGGUCGUUCUGAAGGUCGGGUGCGCCGGGGUCAUCGUCCUGCUGGUGAUGGUAGCCGGGCUGAGUGCUUGGGUUUUUCAGGGCUUCUCAAAUAAAACGGAGGAAAGAUCAGCCUUGAAGAGCGACAGUGUCACACCGAGAACCGGAAGUGGAGGAGAACACAACGCCAGCCUGCAGGACUUGUUUUCUCGUCUGAAGCAGAGUCUGUGUGAUCCGGCCGAGAUAAACUCAGCAGGUGGCUCCGGGUGCAAACUCUGCCCCGGGAACUGGGUGCUGCACGGGGACAAGUGCUACUGGCUUUCGAACGAGGCUGGCACCUGGAGCAAGAGCCACGACGACUGUUCAAGGAAGGGAUCUCAAAUGCUGGUGAUCCAGGAUCAGGAACAGAUGGAUUCCCUGCAGCCUGUCCUACCAGCUGACAAUGCUGUUUGGAUUGGCUUAACAUAUAACUUGACACAAAGGAAGUGGACCUGGCUGGACGGUGCCUCUUUCCAUGGAAAACUGCGACUCCCAGGAUUACGUCAGGAUGGAGAGAGCGACUGUGGAGCGUUAAAAAAGACAAAGUUUGAAUUUGACGUCUGCAGCAGUGAAUUAAAAUGGCUCUGCCAGAAAGUAGCUUUCCUGCUAUAGACUGCGGCACGACUGAUCGGGACAGGAAAAGGCCUUCAGUGUCUGAAACAUCUACAGUAUUUUCAGCUUUACUUAUAAAUGUCAUGUCAGAAGCUGGGGCCAGAGCCCUGCUGGCGUGAAUCAGCCAUAGCUCCCCUGGAGACAAGGGGGCCAGACCCCCAGCUGGUGGACAUCUGCGCCUUUGACGUCAACCUUCAACGGUUUUAUUGUCCACUAAAGAAAAGCAAAUCCACCCGCUGGGCCACAAUGGCCACAGGUUUUCCGCACUCCAGUCCCCCAGGAAUAAAGAGGACACACCCCUCCCCCCAGGGCUGGCAAAGCUGGGGAGCUAGUGCCCCCGCAAUGGAAAUAUUGCAACCUUGCACAGCGGGCGCACAGCUUGGGGCGUGGGGGGCAAGAGUGGGACCAAGGAGGCUGGAACGGGCCUGGGAACAGGUAGGGACCAACCUUCCCAGCCUGGAGCCCCCU